Messenger RNA from Bubalus bubalis (water buffalo), 2455 nucleotides. It is a transcript of the gene DNAJB5, whose product is annotated as DnaJ heat shock protein family (Hsp40) member B5. The transcript has 4 exons. Gene Ontology annotation, molecular function: protein-folding chaperone binding. The record is from RefSeq and is a predicted model, not a curated record. Gene Ontology annotation, cellular component: cytosol. Lineage: Eukaryota; Metazoa; Chordata; Mammalia; Artiodactyla; Bovidae. Bases 1 to 1263 code for a protein of 420 amino acids. Gene Ontology annotation, biological process: negative regulation of transcription by RNA polymerase II.
AUGUUUAAGCGCACAGUGCUCUCCUGCCCAUCCCCAGCAGCACCCCCACUACAGGCCCGAGGAGCUUUCCGGAGCUUCCCACACUUCUGGGGAGAAGACUUCUUAGCCAGCUUGAUGUUUAAAAUUCAGCUGGAGCCCUUAAAACUUCGAGCGUGGACGCUGAAUGGGUUUGUAAAGUUUCGAAACAAGGAGACCAGUGCCGGUCCAGUGGCUGUGAUGGGAAAGGAUUACUACAAGAUUCUUGGGAUCCCGUCUGGAGCCAAUGAGGAUGAGAUCAAGAAAGCCUAUCGGAAGAUGGCCUUGAAGUACCAUCCAGAUAAGAACAAAGAACCCAAUGCUGAGGAGAAGUUUAAGGAGAUUGCAGAGGCCUAUGAUGUGCUGAGUGACCCUAAGAAACGGGGCCUGUAUGACCAGUAUGGUGAGGAAGGCCUGAAGACUGGUGGCGGUUCCUCAGGUGGCUCCAGUGGCUCCUUUCACUACACCUUCCAUGGAGACCCCCAUGCCACCUUUGCCUCCUUCUUUGGAGGCUCCAACCCCUUCGAUAUCUUCUUUGCCAGCAGUCGCUCAGCUCGUCCCUUCAGUGGCUUUGACCCAGAUGACAUGGAUGUGGAUGAAGAUGACGACCCAUUUGGCGCCUUUGGCCGUUUUGGCUUCAAUGGGCUGAGUAGGGGUCCAAGGCGAGCCCCAGAACCACUAUACCCUCGGCGCAAGGUUCAGGACCCACCUGUGGUGCAUGAGUUGAGGGUGUCCCUGGAGGAAAUCUACCACGGCUCCACCAAACGCAUGAAGAUCACAAGGCGGCGCCUCAACCCUGACGGGCGAACUGUGCGAACCGAGGACAAGAUCCUGCAUAUUGUCAUCAAGCGUGGCUGGAAGGAAGGCACCAAGAUCACCUUCCCCAAAGAGGGCGAUGCCACACCUGACAACAUCCCUGCCGACAUCGUCUUUGUGCUCAAAGACAAGCCCCAUGCACACUUCCGCCGAGACGGUACCAACGUGCUCUACAGUGCCCUGAUCAGCCUCAAGGAGGCGCUGUGCGGCUGCACCGUGAACAUUCCCACCAUUGAUGGCCGAGUGAUCCCUUUGCCCUGCAAUGAUGUCAUCAAGCCAGGCACCGUGAAGAGACUCCGUGGGGAGGGCCUUCCUUUCCCCAAGGUGCCCACCCAGCGGGGAGAUCUCAUUGUCGAGUUCAAAGUUCGGUUCCCAGAUAGAUUAACACCACAGACACGGCAGAUCCUUAAGCAGCACCUACCUUGUUCCUAGGCUCUGCCCUAGCCAACCCAGAGUCUACCACAGCAAUACCCCCCACACUCACCCCAUCCAUUGUGCACCCAGCUUGAUGUCCACUGGACACUGGCAACAUUUUCUAAAGUGAAAAAAAAAAAAAAAAAAGCCACUGGUUUUCAGGGGAAAUGUUCCUAUCCCUGACCCCUUUCAAAGCUGGGCUGCCCUGGGGGAGUGGGAGGGAGGUGGGGAGAGCUAGCCCAGACCAGGGGUCAAUUUUCAUGUCACAACCUUUGAAUCCAGUUCCCACUCCAGUGGCUGGAGAAUGACCUGAGUGCUACUUGAAGAUAUAGAGAUUCCUUGUCCACGCCUGUAAAUAGCAUGUCCUCCUUCCCCUCUCAGCUUUGCUAAUACCUCUCCUUUCCCUUCCCUUCAGCUUCCUCCUAUUGAGGGAGGAAGAGGAUAAAAUGGACACUGCUUUCCCACCCCAGCCCCACCCUCAAGUCCACAGUGUCCAAGGUUAUCACACACCUAUUCAUGCACACAAAACGCACACCUAGAGCUGUGUGUGCCUCUCCAGGGUUGAGAUGGGAAGGGAAGGUCCAUAACCCAUGAACCGGGCCAUUGAGCACGAGACACUUUUCAUUUGGGGCAGGGAAGUGAAUGGGACCCUCAGCAGCCUUCUUGACAGCUAUCCUGCCCAGACCCUGCAGAGCUGGAAGUUCUGUCUUCCCUGCGGCUCCCAGGAAUGUGCAAGGGUAGAGGAAGGGGAGGGGGCCUGCUGUAUUAAGGCUAAGAGGUGGAGGGCACGGUCUGUCUUCCAACCUUCAUCAGGAAGGGAAAGGGCUUUGGGGUCAGGUGGCAGCUAUUCCCCACCAAGAGAUUCAGGGUCACAGGUUUCUCCCCACACCUCUGAACUCAGGGCCUAGCCACCCCUAAACUUCCAAAUCCCAUUUUUGUGAUAUAUGAAGCUACUUAUUUCUUACCCUUCAUGGAGGCUGCGUGGGGAAUUUCUAGCCCUUUGAUGCCUGUGUGAUCCCACCCCACUCCCACAAUUGUAUAAAGGUCAAAUAGUGAAGGAGCUAGGCUAAGACUGCUUCAGCCAGGUUCUGGGAUGGGGUUUUUAGGUUUUCUCACUUUGACAAGCCCUUGAAUGUUUUUAUAGUAGUUUUUUUGUAUUUUUUUGUAAUGACAGUAUUAUGAAAAAAAAUAAAGUAUUUUAAAAAUAUGG